UCACCGAGUCUUGCGAAGCGAAGCGAGUAGCACAUGUUUCAAUCAAAAGUGCGAUGCCCCCCGUGGCUAUAAAAGGUCCUACCACCAUGUCGUCGAGUGCCAUCCUUGUCAUCAUUGUUCAACAUGAUGUGGGCCCUUGCGUCCCUCCUGCUUGCAGGUCUUGCCCGAGCAGCUAUCCCCAACGCCAUGCUUCGCGGCAUGCCUUCUCUCCCAAAGAUCCCAGUGCCGGCUCGUUCUAACACUUCGCCGAAUGGCACAGCACUCCCACCCAUUACGACCGUCUAUUACUUUGAUCAGCUCAUCGACCACAAUAGUCCAGACCUCGGGACCUUCCAGCAGCGAUACUGGAUGAACUGGGAGUUUUACGAGCCCGGUGGUCCCAUCGUCUUGAUGACACCUGGAGAAACUGACGCGGAUGGCUACGAGGGCUACCUCACCAAUGAAACCAUCAAUGGCCUCAUUGCUCAACAACAGAGUGGUGCAGCCGUCCUUGUCGAACACCGUUUCUUUGGCUACUCCAAUCCAUAUGACAACCUCACGUCGCAAUCUCUCGCCCUCCUUACCAUCCAGCAAGCCAUUGAUGAUCUCGAUUAUUUUGCCAAUACCGCUGACCUUCCCAUGCCUGGGGGCGAUGCUGUGAAACCAGGUCAGGCACCAUGGAUACUGAUUGGAGGAAGCUACUCGGGGGCCCUCACGGGUUGGACGAUGGUCAACAAACCGGGCCUUUUCUGGGCCGCAUAUGCAUCUUCUGCGGUCGUAGAAGCAAUCACUGACUAUUAUGGGUAUUUCACCCCUAUUCGCGAGUACAUGCCACAGAACUGUUCCUCUGAUGUGGAGGCAGUGAUCAUGUACCUGGAUGGGUUGUACGCGGCUAACAACACAGCUGGAAUCCAGACCCUCAAGGACGCAUUUGGCCUUGGCGAUGUUGUACACGUAGAUGAUUUCGCCAGUGCACUUCAAUACAACCUGUUCGAUUGGCAAUCUCUGCAACCUGAUGUCGGUCCAGGAGCAAUGUUCUUCGAUUUCUGUGAUGCACUCGAGGUCAAGGACGGCGUCAGUGCCGGACCUGAAGGAUGGGGUCUUGAAAAUGCCAUCUACUCUUGGGGCAACUUCUGGAAUACCACCUACUACAACUAUGUCUGUGGAUCCGAGGAUGCUGAAACCUGUCUUGGGACGUAUAACGCGACCCAGUCCUUCUAUACUAAUGUUACCAUAAAUAAUGCUGAGAGGUCGUGGUUUUGGAUGGUGUGCAACCAAGUCGGAUGGUACCAGGUUGGCCCUCCUGAAGGCCAGCCAGCGAUUGUGAGCCGCAUCCUCCAACCCAUUUACGAAGAGCGCCAAUGCGUAGACAUGUUUCCUCAAGCCUUCGCCUAUCCACCUCAGCCAACCACUACAGAGACCGACAUGAUGUAUGACGGUUGGAACCUCGAUGUUCCGCGCCUCUUCUUCGCCAAUGGCCUACGUGACCCUUGGCGCGAGGCAACUGUCUCUGCUGAUGGACUAUAUAAGGCCAAUACUACCAGCAUGCCGAUCUAUGAGGGCGAUGGAUUCCAUUGCUCGGAUCUGAUCACGGAGAAUGGCAUCGUAGACCCGACCAUUGCGGUCGUGCAGGCAGCAGGAUUGAUGUACAUGAAGGAGUGGAUUGCUGAGUGGACGCCGUCCGCAUGAUUAAAUCAUCGGGACUCUUGGUUAGACAAGUUAUUUAUAUUAUAGUACUAACUUAUGUUUGGGGAGAAGUGUCAAUGUCAAUACACAGUGCAUUUCAUUCUUCAAGGACGUUGCAGCCACCCCAUUUUCUCUGUAUAUGAUCAAAAUGGAAAGAUACUCCUCGCACUCUGUUCCUUCAAUGGCCCAGCACCAACUACCUCAGUGGAUAUCAGCGUGCGGCAUUCUCGACAAUUAAUUACAUAAAUUUCACACUAAUUCCACAUCGAACCGAUAUUAAUAUUUCUUCCCUGGAAGCUUCGACCAUUUACGUGCGGCGGCGGUCUGCACACCGCCAUCACCUCGAGGACCGCUUCACUCCUAUUACAACAUGACCCACGAGUCAGG
Molecule: messenger RNA, 2052 nt
Organism: Suillus fuscotomentosus
Lineage: Eukaryota; Fungi; Basidiomycota; Agaricomycetes; Boletales; Suillaceae
Product: peptidase S28
Exons: 11
Coding region: 124-1668 (514 amino acids)
Biological process (GO): proteolysis
Molecular function (GO): dipeptidyl-peptidase activity; serine-type exopeptidase activity
Source: RefSeq, a predicted model, not a curated record